Molecule: messenger RNA, 8115 nt
Organism: Diabrotica virgifera virgifera (western corn rootworm)
Lineage: Eukaryota; Metazoa; Arthropoda; Insecta; Coleoptera; Chrysomelidae
Product: mucin-12-like
Exons: 7
Coding region: 191-7027 (2278 amino acids)
Source: RefSeq, a predicted model, not a curated record
CUCUACUGACUGAACGCCGAAAGUCGGGAAGGCAUCGAGACGCAACACCAGAAACCCAUCUUAAGUUAAUGUUUCCCAUAGGCAGAGGGUACUUAAACUAAUUUGGACUUGUCAGUGUGUAAGUUUCUGUAGUUUAUGUUGGGACAGUUUUAGAAAUAGUGCGUCGGAGUGAGUAGUAAAUGCGCGCGAGAUGAAGACCGGGGUGAUUGUUGUUUUUGUGAUUUUCUGUUCUUGUAACGCAGAUCUAACAGAUCAGUCAGUAGACCAGCCAGAAGGCGUCCCUGGACCAACGGUAAUUACCCACAUCAAUACAACAAACCUCGAUGGCCACUUAUUGCUAUCAACGAUAAAUAUUUUGGACCCAAAAGCUGAUUCGUCACUCAACAAUAAUAUUUCAAGUCAGACUAGUGUGGCUGCCCAACCUAACGACUCAAUAAAUCGUCCUAUAAAAGGCCCGAUUGAUAAAGAACUUAAUAAAGGCAAUAACACAUUUAACCCAAGCACUAAUGAUAUUAAAAUAAACAUCCUGAAUAGUGGGUUGGAAACUCAAGAAACAGCAGGGAAUCAUGGUUCUGAGAAGGCUGUGGCAGAGAAAAACAAAUCGGAAGUGCCGAGAGAUAGUGUCAUUUCUGAAAAUAAUGCAAAGUUAGGCCAUGAUUUGAAAUUAGUUUCAGCAAUAGAGAGCAUCAGUUCCAGAACGAAUGAAAUUGGUCUGGAGAACGCAUCCAGAACUAAAUUCUCGAUAGCAACUUCAAGAGAGCCCACUACAUUAGUUACUACGAAUAUUGGUACAGAUUCGACAAUACCGCCAAGUACCACUCAUUUUACAACACCAGAUAACACGUAUGUAACUCCUUCGACUUAUACAGAAAGAGAAACUAUUUAUUCACCCUACGGCACUCAUGAACCAACUACAAUAAUACCUCAUUCCAUUAAGCUCGAUGAUAGGUUUGGAAGUAAUACAUCUUCCCAUGAUGCCGUUACAACCUCAACACACCAUCAUAGAAAUGGAACUCAUAAGUCUAGUACACAUCGAUACCACAGACCUACAGCCGUUAGUGGAGUGUCUACUGGACAUACCUACCAUAAGUUCAACAAAUACACUAUGCAUCAUUACGGAACCAGAGUCACUCAUGCAACACCUUCUAGUACUUCUAAUGGGCACCACAGAUUUAGGCCUACACAUAGACGCACCCAUGUAUAUAAUCGAUUUUCAGAUACCACUGAAACAGCAGAUACUAGUCCAAAUAGUACGAAUAUCUAUAAUAACAAUGCAACGACAGUUACUUCAACUACUAGUAGAUAUCACAGAUAUAAACCAGUUCACAAAAAUCAGCAUAGUUAUCAUCGGUACUCCAAAACUACAACCACUGCUCCAGAAACACAUACUACGCAUAGGUAUCAAAGAUACAAACCAGUUCGUACAAAUCAUUACACUCACCGUCACUAUUCACAUUUCAAACCAAAGAGAGUUGCACAUAAUGAAACAAAAACAAAUAGUACAGACACCGAAGAUAAUAAUAUUGAAACAACAACUAUUUCUACUCAUAGAUACCAUAGAUACAAACCAAUACAUAAAACCGCUCACAAUUACCACAGUUCUUAUCACAGAAGAACUACACAAACUAUAUUGAAUGGUAGUACUACAGAAGCUAGUAACAACGGCGAUAAUAACACUGAAACAACUACUAUGUCUGUAAUAUCUUCUACUACACACAGGUAUCAUAGAUUCCAUCCAAAGACAAAUAUUUAUAAUCGUUAUAAUAUACAGCGUUCACAUAAUCGACCUUCAGGUAGUUAUUUUUAUACUACCAGGCACCAUUCACAUAAGGAACAAGGAAACAAUGGAAACUAUUCUACAACGGAAAUGUCAAUAAACAAAAAUAUAUAUCAGAAUUAUAGAUAUCGCAACCACUUUUCCAAUCGUUUUUUAAAUCAUCCAAGUUCCACAGAAAAUUCCAACUCGACUUCUUCUAACACGACCACCCCCAAUGCUACAAAGACUGAAGAACCUAAUAUAAAUCCUGAAGCAGAUAGUGAAACAGAUGCUACAACAACUGAAAUAUCUAGCACGAACAUGUACGACAGGUAUAAGAGAAUGCGCCAUAGAAUGAACACCAUGCCUCAUUCACCCAUUUCCAAACAUAUACAACCCACUGAAUCUGAUACGUCUGAGAGUAUCGGAAAUGAAACAACGAUAAGACCUACUUCAAGUACCAGUAUAUAUCAACGAUAUCGCAAUGUUCAUAGACCCAUGCAAAUGAAACGUUUAAUGCAAAUUAAUCAUAAAGAGGCUAUGGUAACUGCUGAUAAAGACGAAAAUAGUGAACAUACGACACAGCCUGGAAUAACAGCUGAAACCACUAGUGUGUAUGACAGAUAUAGAAAAUUCCAUCAGAGGAUUAACAUCAGGCCUCAUGUGGAGACUUCCAAUGGUACAACCCAAACUCAUUCGAACUCAUAUGAACCCAGUCAAACUGAUAGUAUUGCAAAUGAAAUUACAACCCAAGAACCUACGGCAAGUACCAGCGUAUAUGAAAGAUUCCGUCACGCGUAUAGACCUCUACGUAUGAGACCAUUAGUACAAGCCAAACAUGAAGAAACAACUACCCUUGAUACAACUGAUACUCCUUCAAAUUCAUUUGAACCCAAUCCACAUAACAGAUUUGGAAAUGAAAUUUCAACCCGAGAACCUACUGCAAGUACUAGUGUGUAUGACAGAUACCGUCACGCGCAUAUACCUAUGCGUAUGAGACCAUUACUGCCAGCCAGGCAUGAUGAAACAACUACCCUUGAUAUAACAGAUACAACUCAAACUCCUUUUAAUUCAUUUGAAACCAAUCCAACUGACAGAUUUGGAAAUGAAAUUUUAACUCAAGAACCUACUGCAAGUACUAGUGUGUAUGAAAGAUACCGUCAUGCACAUAGACCUAUGCGUAUGAGACCAUUAGGGCAAGCCAGGCAUGAAGAAACAACUACCCUUGAUACAACUGAUACAACUGAUACUCCUUCAAAUUCAUUUGAACCCAAUCCAACUGAUAGAUUUGGAAAUGAAAUUACAACCCAAGAACCUACUGCAAGUACCAGUGUGUAUGAAAGACUCCGUCACGCUCAUAGACCUAUGCAUAUAAGACCAUUAAUGCAAGCCAGACAUGAAGAAACAACUACCCUUGAUACAACUCAACCUCCUUCAAAUUCAUUUGAACCCAAUCCGACUGAUAGAUUUGGAAAUGAAAUUACAUCCGAAGAACCGACUGCAAGUACAAGUGUGUACGAAAGAUUCCGUCACGCUUAUAGACCUAUGCAUAUGAGACCAUUAGUGCAGGCCAGACAUGAAGAAACAACUACCCUUGAUACCGCUGAUACAACUCAACCUUCUUCAAAUUCAUUUGAACCCAAUCCAACUGACAGAUUUGGAAAUGAAAUUACAUCCGAAGAACCGACUGCAAGUACAAGUGUGUACGAAAGAUUCCGUCACACUUAUAGACCGGUACAUAUGAGACCAUUAAUGCAAACCAGACAUAAAGAAACACCUAUCUCUGAUAGUACUGAUUCAACUGAUAGCACAACAGAUGUUACAAUAACAACAGAUACAACUGAUGUAACCAGUAUAUAUGACAGAUAUAGAAGAUUUCGUAAUGUUCAUAAACCUGUACAUAUGAGACCGAUAAUAAGUACAGGGGUACCUAAUACUUCUGAAACUAAAAUGUAUACAUACGAUCUGCAAUAUGAUGAAGGUUCAACUGCAACAGAUGCUACUACAGACAUUCCUGAAACAAAUAGGCCACGUAUACAUAUGAGACCGCGUAUUUCUGAAGUUAACCAUAGAGAAAUCAGUUCCCAUUCACAGCAUCCAACAAGAAUGCUAUAUAAUAGACAUCUGUAUGAUAGGCGACCACUUAGCCAGCACAAAACAAUUGUUACAGAUAACAUUAAUACAGAUACAGAAACUUCAUUAGCUCCAGAACUUUCUGGCAAUGAAGACACUGAUUCAGAGGAUUUCACUUUAUCUCCAGUCGCUACAAAUAGGUUUAAUAAUGUAAGAAAUAGACGCAGAUAUCCAAACCAAAGAAGUUUUUUUGAAAAUGAAGAUGACGAUUCAGUUACCUCUGUUCCAACACGAGAACUUAUUGAAGAUCAUGAAACUCAUUAUCAUCGACCGAUUCGCAUAAGACCCCGACAUUUGGCAACUCAUAGAAGACCUUUUUAUGCAGAAGAUAAUUAUGAAGAAUCAGAUUUAGAUCCUGAAGAAUCUGAAUAUAAAGUAAGAAGACGACCACACAAUCGACAUUUGCGUAGAAAACCACAUUAUUACACGGAAUCAGAACCUACUGAAUAUUAUGGAGCUUACGGUAAAAAUAUUCCUGAAGAAAGAUAUAGGAACAAUGAUGGGAACAAUAUAGCUCUAAAAUUUCAGAAUCAAAGAAGUCAAAAUUUAGCUACAAAAACUGAUACAUACGAAGAGGAUCCUGAAUCAUAUUAUCAUGAGGGCCAUGUAAAAGUUAAACAUUCUAUAUCAGAUAACAAAUAUUUCAAUAGUUUGGAAAGGGGUGGCAGUGUUCGAACAAACCCUGUACGUGCUGAUGUUUCUGCUAGUGAAUCUAUAAUAAACAGAAAAGACCGGGACACUUUAGGGAUAAAAACUUCAGACAUUAUUUUGAACGAUGAAGAAAAUAGCAUUUCAAACACGGAGAUCAGACAGAAUGGAUCGUUAAAUGAAAACAAUAGUGAAAAUAAAAGGAAUGACAGUGUAUCAGUUGCUUUGGAGGACACAUUAUUUGCAGACGAAGCAUCUGAUGAUUCACUAUUUAACACAGGAGACCACGCAGGAAGCGACCUCUUUGGCGAUGCUGUCGAUCCGACGAUACUCCCUUCCGAAACAGUUACUGUAUCUUUACCAAAAAGUUUCUAUUCCAGUAGUCUUGAUGAUGUGUCAGAAGAGGCAAACAAUCAAACAUCUUUAAAGAAAACAAACAACACAAUUAACCAAGUUCCAAACAAUUCAGAAAAUGAUGAAGAACUAAUAAAGGAGCGUAAUAUAUCAGGUUUAAGUGAAACUGAACUACACCAGAUGCAAAGAUAUAUUGAUGAGCGAAAAUCUAUGACUGAAGAUGAAACGGCAGAAGAAACUACUGAGCAGGAAUUAGUAACAGUUGAUCCAAAACACUGGUAUACAUUAGCUCCUCAGCAAGAUACUUCUGAUUCAAACGAAGUUGAUAGGGAAAUUAAUCCAAAAUCUGAUAAACCAAUAAUAAUUGAAGAAUUGUUCCCAAAUACAAGGAAUGAAACACAAAGUUUUACUACAGAAACUAUUAUAACUGAGAGUACAAUAGAAACAGUUACAGUACCGGAAAUAACUGUAACUACUGAAGCUGCAACAACUGAAAAUAAAGUAAUGUAUUUUACUAUGCCAUACGAAGAUAAUUCUAAUUCUUCUGGAUCAAAUACAAAAAGCAAAACUACUGAAAACGGCUACUCGAUUGAAGAACUUGGAAUGGAAAAUAUUGCCAUUAAAUCUAGAAUUGAUGUCUCAACAGAAUCAUCUGUUAUUCCUACCACUGAUAAUGUGGAACUAAGUACAGAUGGUUCAUUUUUCUUUACUGAUAAUAAAGCAGAACAAAUGGAUUUACUUUCACAAAAAAAUAAAACAGCAAAACAAGAAAAUAUUACAAUUGCAGAACUGAAUACAACGAACAUAGAACCUGUUAAUAGUAGCAAUAAAAGUCUAGAAAAUGAUUCAAAUUUUGGUAAAUCUCUUAAAGAAAUGACAGCGCAAUUGAUUACAGAGUUAAAGAUUUUUGAAGAUAAGAACAAAACUGAGAAAAGUAAAAAUGAAACUAUUGUAACUGAUAUCGCCAAAACUACCAGCAAUCAUGAUAAUAACAAAAUUGAACUUACAUCUAAUAGUACAAUAAAAUAUUUCACCGAAGAACCCACGACUAACCGUAUUGAAACUGUAACAAGUCUGGAAAUGAUGGAUACCGAACACAAAGUAAAUAAAAGUGACAUUUUAGUUACACAAAAACAGAAUAAUUCAUCGUCAAAUUCAUAUAUUGAAAACAAAAAAAUUGAAACUGUAACAAUUCUAGAUAGGAUAGGUAGCGCACACAAAGUAAAUGAAAGUGACAGUUUAGUCAAGCAAAAACAAAAUGAUCCAUGGUCAAAGUCAUCUAUGGAAAACAAAAAAGUUGAAACUGUAAGAAUUUUGGAAGAAAUGGAUACUGAACACAAAAUAAAUAAAAGUGUCAUUCUGGCUAACCAAAAACAAAAUGAUUCAUCGUCAAAUUCAUCUAUCGAAAACCAAAAAGAUAGUACAUUAAUUAAUUCAUUAACAGAAACUUCUACAGAAGCAAAUUUUGAUGCAGAAACUACAACAGAAAGUGAAAGAAAUAGCACUACAUUCUCCUUAACAGAAAGUAGUAUUUUAGUUUUACCUACAACCAACCAAACUGUUGUACAAGAAAGUGAUCCUGUUAUAGUCACCAAUAUUUUUGGACAUAAGUCCAAUUUUACUGCUCAAUUACAAAUGCAGAAUUCUUCCGACUACCUACCGUCAGACGUCAACGUUACAGAAGACGCAAUAAAUCAGGUGUUGAACUUCACUUGGUCUCCCCACGAAGACGUCGUCAAUACCAUAUCGUUAAAUCUAAGAAAAGUUUCCAAGCAUUAUGUUAUAGACGGUCUACAGCUGUAUCUCGUAAAGGACGGGAACGUGUCUGUUUGGGCCAAAAAUGAAAUUCAACCGCAGAAGGAUAAAGUAUCGAAACAGCUGUGUUUUGAGAUUGAAAACGGCAUCCGAGUUACGUUUUCCAACCUUGAUUUUCUUACAGCAGAAGAAGAGACGGAUAUCCUAGCAGAUAAACAUCAAGUAGAAGCUGCAGAAAAAAGUGAUACGAAAAUCAUGAGUGUUGAAAUUAUCGGUGGUGUGGGUGUGCUCCUAUGCGCAGUCCUUGUAGCCAUGAUUGUGUCAUAUCGAAUAAUUAAAAUGAAGAAACGAGGGAAAGCCACACUGAAUAGUAGAGUAUAGCACGAGAAUGUUGUGUAGAAAUAAGAAAUUUGUAAAUAUAAUUUUAAGGUUAAUGUUAAACUCGUUGUCAGUAUUUUUAUUGUUUUUAUAUAUAAGGAAGAGUCAAAUAAUGUUAGUUCUAAAAUAUAAGAUAAAGAGAAGAUAAGCAUAAUGAAUGUUCAGUAUUAUUAUAAUAUGGAACUUGGACAUAAUAGUCAAUAUUAACAGAAAAAUUAAAUAAAUAAAUAAAUAAAAAAAAUCGUGAUUUACUAUGGAAUCUCUAACGCGAGAAUUUUAGUGCCACCGUUGCAUUUGGUUGUCUUUUUAAAGACAGAUCACAUGCUAUGAUGUUUUGUGGCGGAUAUUCUUGAGUUGUAUUGAUUUCAUGUAAUCAAAUGAACUAUCUUUUAGUAAAAGUCUAGUAAAAGUUUUAGUUUAGUAAAGUCGUCCCAGGAACGCAACUCAUCAAUAUUGGCAAUAUUAUUUUAAAGUCUUCUACUUUAAAAUGUAUAAUACAUGUCUGAAUUGCCGAUAUAAGUGAGUCGGAUUAAAUAAAUUAUUAGAAGAAUUUUUUACUAAGCAACAACAUUUUUGUUUAAUUUAGUAUUAUUUUGUAUUUUGACAACGACAACCGACUUGGGCGUCGAAACGUUAAUAAAAUCAUUUUUUUGGUAAAAUUGUGGCUUAUUUUUAUUGAAAAUAGUUGAUAACAGAAAAAUACCUUAUAUUUCUUUUAAAUGAAUAUUAUUCAUUUAUUUUUCGUUUCCUCAGCAGGAGCAUGAUUCAAUUCUGUAUAAGUGGAAUUAGUGGAUUUAUCACUCUUGCCACUGUAGUGAAAUGUAAAAAAAAUUUUAGAUCUGUCUUUGAUUCUUCCUCUUAUAUUCUUAUGUAGUUAAUAUAUUAUAAAAACGGGUUUUCAUAGCAUUACUGCUUAUGUUAGUAUUUACAUAAGCUUUUUAUACAAUUUAGAAUAAUUUGAUCAUUUAAUGUUGAAUAAAAUGUACAGUUUUAUUUAUUUUAUUAACAAUUUUCUUUGUCUUCAUCCUUAAGGCUGUUUUAUCAGUUGAAGCACACUGCAAUGUUAAGUGGGCGUAUCACUUACUUUCGUA